Messenger RNA from Rhodofomes roseus, 2746 nucleotides. RefSeq names its product SGT1-domain-containing protein. The record is from RefSeq and is a predicted model, not a curated record. Bases 93 to 2678 code for a protein of 861 amino acids. The transcript is spliced from 10 exons. Lineage: Eukaryota; Fungi; Basidiomycota; Agaricomycetes; Polyporales; Fomitopsidaceae. Gene Ontology annotation, cellular component: nucleus.
GCGGCCAGCCUUCAGCGCUUCAGCGCUUCAGCCGUUCUCGCCACAAGUCCACCGCUGCCUCUCUUCUCGCCGUCACUCCCAUACUUCACAAAAUGUCUGUCUCGACUGUCUCUGACAUAUUUAAUAGGCCUCCAGUGAUCUCGGAGGACACCCUGCAAUAUACGCUCUACCCGCGAGACGAUCUCACCGAUCGGGCUUCUGUGACCACUCUUGCAACCCUUAUGCGUUCCUACGUUGACAGCCUACUUCCCGGUCACCUCUGGCAUCGUGAUGCCUUUGAGAUGAAGGUGGUGGAGAACACAGAUGGGCAAGGGUGGAUGCUUGAGGGGAGAAUGAGAGUGGGCGACUGUGUAGACGAUGAGUGGUGUGCAGUCUGGCUACUCAGAGAACUUAGUGCCAAGUGGGACGCCGCGAUCAGCGUUUUCGACUCGGACGGCGAAUUCUUGCUCAUUGAAGCGGCGGAAGCUCUGCCGUCGUGGGUCACCCCUAGCAAUGCUGAGAAUAGGGUUUGGAUUUAUCAAUCCCACCUGCACCUCAUUCCUCUCUCACACGUCUCUGCACCGUCUAGCAAACCUCGACAUAGACGCUACCCGCAGACCAAAGACAAUGAUGAUGAAGGCGACCCUACACAAGACGACAUCGACGACUACAUAUCUGUACUAGAUGCUUCUAGGGUCGUGCGAGACCCACUCAUAGAUACACUCGCUCCUUUGGCAGUCGAGCAGCUCGUCUGGAAGAGGAUACAUGGAUAUCCUGCGGCCGCUCUCCAGCAUGUUCACGUUGCAAAGGCCUAUCUUCCGGUCGACAUCGCUCAAGCUUUGGCCGUGGAUCCGUCGCUCAUCCAAAAACCGAUUGAGACAUUCUACACGCGCGAUGCUCUGCAACUACGUGCAGCUCACAAGAUGUCGCGGUUUCCUCCUGAGCCAUCUGUCCUGACAUCUGUGAAGAUGACGCGCACUGCAUAUGCGCAGCUUGCGGGUCAAAAGUUCUACCCGCCCAAGGUAUUCGGACGAUGGCAGGAGGUAGAAGGCACACAGGAAUGGAGAUGGCGUGAUAUCGGUAUGAAGAUUGCAUGCGGCUUCGAAAUGAUGUUCCAGGAGAGCAAAGGCCGCUCGGAUUCUACGAGAAUUUCAUCAGAGGCUAUGCAAUCAUCUGCUGCGGCGCGCAAAGAGACAUUACGGCGCAAUGCUGAUUAUGUCAAGUACAUCCAGAAUUUGGAAUCGUCUGGAUAUUUCAGAGGAGAGAUCGAGGGGUCCCGACGCUGGAACGAACUGGAGGGUCAGGCCGUCGAAGCAUUUUUGGAAGCUCGUAGAGAAGACGAUGCCAGUAGACCUUCAUUUGCCGCCACAGUGAAUACUGCACUGUCUCGCGCGGGAGAUGUGUAUAUCCCGGCUGCAGAACAAGAGGACCCCGAUGACUGGCUCAAUGUAGACGCUGACACACUCGACUCGAUGCUUGAACAGAACUUCGGCUCGAAGGAUUCGUCGAACGCUGUGGACGUUGAUGCUACUUCCGCGGAGUCGGCCGAGAACCGCGCCGCAAAACAACAAGCUACCCGCCUACACGAUUUUGCUAAGAAAAUGGAGGAGUUUGUAGAGGGUGAGGGUGAUAUCGAGGGAGCAAGAUUUGCGGACGAACAAUUCUCGGACGAGGAGUUCAGCGACUCCGAUGAGGACGAGGACACCGAAGAAACCGAGCAUACAGGAGCGACUCAGCCUCAAGACAGCAUAGACGCCGCCGAAAGGGCGCGAAGACAAACCGCUUUGGAUAGUCUUGUCCCUCCAAUUGAUGCAUCGGAUUAUGGCAAGAUGCCAUCAUCCUACUACGUCAAUUCACAAAGAGUCACCACUAUUACCAUGGAGACAGAGAUGAGGGAGGACGUCCCAUCUCAGAAUUCUGUCGCAUCGGCUUCGGAACUACCUCAGCAACCGAUCCGUCCCCCCAUUAUUCCGCGCGAUAUAUAUGAUGGAGUCGACUCAGAUGAUGAGACAGAUGAGGAAGACGGCGAAGCGGACGACGAAGAGGAAGACAAACCGCAGAUCGUUGGUGACAUUGAGGUUGAUAUGGAAGACGAAGAAGAAGAGUUCCUCGAAUUCGCACGGCAGGCACUAGGCGUAUCAAAUGAGCAGUGGAAUGAUAUCGUCCAGGAACGUCAAAGCAGGGGUGCAUACGUGCCUUCGCAAUUCGUCGCGAAGACCACGUCAACGAAAGCCGCGUCCACGACGCUUUACCAGGACAACGAUGGGGUCCAGUUGGCAAGUGACAAUACCCGUAUACCAGCACCAGGUCCCCGCCCAAACGUGAAUCCCAACUUGGAUUCUUUUGAGGCUGUCAUGCAGGCCAUGGACAUUGAACUUGCCCGGAUGCGAUCGAGCCAAGAACCCUCUGACGUCGGUAGGUCUGACUCUGUGGACAAGGGCAAAGCCAAGGCAAAGGCAACAGCGGGUCAGAACGUCGAUAUUGAAGCCGCCAUGGACGCUGAACUUCGAGCCGCCCUGGAGACAGGACAGAACGGCGACGAAGAUAGUGAUCCCGAAGAUCCUGGGGAAGGUCUAGAUUACAACCUGAUCAAGAACUUCUUAGAGAGUUUCAAGAGCCAAGGUGGGUUGUCAGGCCCGGUGGGAAAUCUGGCGGGGAGAUUGCAGCCGGGAUGGACGCUGCCUAGAGACGAGGCUUGAGUUUGAGCGCGGUAUGCAAGCAGACUUGUAUGAUUAGGAUGAUCGAUGCGACUACGUUCUACUCUUGA